Amaranthus tricolor (Joseph's coat) is the source of this 1567-nucleotide messenger RNA. RefSeq names its product heme oxygenase 1, chloroplastic. The record is from RefSeq and is a predicted model, not a curated record. NCBI's taxonomy places the organism in Eukaryota, Viridiplantae, Streptophyta, Magnoliopsida, Caryophyllales, Amaranthaceae. Gene Ontology annotation, molecular function: heme oxygenase (decyclizing) activity. Gene Ontology annotation, biological process: heme oxidation; phytochromobilin biosynthetic process. The coding region runs from base 470 to 1315 and encodes 281 amino acids. The transcript is spliced from 4 exons.
UCUUUCGUGUUCACUUUCCCACCUCCAUCUUCAUCUUCAUCCAUAAGCACAGAAAACAAGGAAAACCAGAAGACUAUAUUUUCCUUAAAAUAAUCCCACCAUACAUUAAUUCAGAAAUUUUGCGUUGUAUUUGCAAACUCUUCCAUGCCUUGAAAAGUAUUUCUUUACACUUCCAUUGAUAUAAAAUAUUGCUUCAAUUAUUCAACCAAGAUAUUAUUUUUCUUCCCAAAGACCCAGCCCCAAUUUAAAUAAUAUAUUUUAAUCUUCAAUUAUUUCUCUAUCUUACUCUUUAUUGUGCUAGUUUUCUCUGAAUCCCAAUCACCCAACAUAAAAUACAACUAUCUUUUUCAAUACAAUUGUUUACAAUUUGUUCUUGCUUGCAAGUAAAGAGAAUCCCCAUUUUUCUUUUAACUUUCACCCUUUCAUCAUCUUUACAAGAAUCCAUCUUUCUUAUAAAAACUCAACCCUAAUGGCUUCUAUAGCAUCAAUCCCUCAAACCCAACUCUUUAUUAAAAAACCCAUCUCAAGUUUUAAACAAAUUAUCAAUACAUCUCAUAAAGUUUCCAUCAUUAGAAGGAAUUUCAAUCAUAAUUUUGCAGCAAUGGUUUUGGGUAAAAUUGAAAAUUCCAAAAUGAAAUUCAAGGCUUCUAUGAUGACUACUUCAGCUGAAGUCAAGAAAGGGUUUGUGGAAGAAAUGAGAAGUGUUGCUAUGAAAUUGCAUACAAAAGAGCAAGCUCCUAAAGAAGGAGAGAAAGUGGCAAAAGGACCAGAAGAGAAGUCUCCUGCUAAGUGGGACCCUACUAUUGAAGGGUACUUGAAGUUUCUUGUGGAUAGUAAGUUGGUUUAUGAUACUUUGGAGAGGAUUGUUCAGGAAGCUCCUAUUCCUUAUUAUGCCGAGUUUAGGAACACGGGAUUGGAACGAUCACAGAAUUUGGCAAAAGAUUUAGAGUGGUUCAAAGAGCAAGGGCAUUCUAUCCCUGAGCCAUCAGAACCUGGUGAAACAUAUGCAAAAUAUCUUGAAGAAUUAGCACAAAAAGAUCCUCAGGCAUUCAUCUGUCAUUUCUAUAAUGUUUAUUUUGCCCAUUCUGCUGGGGGUAUCAUGAUCGGAAGAAAGGUUGCAGAGAAGAUACUGAACAAAAAAGAGUUGGAAUUUUAUAAAUGGGAUGGUGACCUUAAGCAGUUGCUCCAGAAUGUAAGGGAGAAGCUAAAUAAAGUUGCUGAGAGUUGGACACGAGAAGAGAAGAACCAUUGUUUGGAGGAAACCGAGAAGUCGUUUAUGUACUCUGGAAAGAUCUUGCGCCUGAUAUUCGCAUAAACUUCAAAGCAGGAUUUUCAUAUAGGUUUUCGGUUUACAACUUAUCUGAUCCUUUGUUAUUGGGAUUAACACUUUGACAUUGUUGUAUUCAGUUUUCCAAUGAUGCGAACUCGGCAUCACCUGUUUAUAUCUUUCAAGAAAUUGUCUUUUUUAACAUUUUAUCCGGUAGAUUAUGUAAUGCAAAACAUGGAUUGGCAAAAUGUGCAUAUAUAAAAUUUCAGGCUUCCCAAAGUUGUUUUCUGUUGAUCCAAA